GUUUCAGAGCAACAAAAGCGUAAUGAAGAUGUUGGUCAAUUCACAGAAUUAGUGAGAGACUUCUUAGACCCCAAGGAUUUUUAUGGUUCCAUUCGUGACCACAACAUGGACUUUUUCUGUGGAGUCCCAGAUUCACUACUCAAGGAUUUCUGUGCCUAUGUUACUGCKACUACACCCAAGUCUAACCAUAUUAUUACAGCUAAUGAGGGACAAGCUAUAGCACUGGCGUCAGGCUAUCAUAUGGCUACAGGAAAAGCUGCCGUAGUAUACUUACAAAACUCUGGUUUAGGUAAUAUCGUCAAUCCACUGAUGUCAUUAGCUGUACCAGGCGUGUAUAGCAUACCAAUGCUGUUACUUGUAGGGUGGCGUGGGGAGCCUGGUAAACGGGAUGAACCACAACACCAGGUGCAAGGCCAGGCAACUCCUGGNUUUGUAAUGGAGGCCACCGAACCAGAAGACAUUGCAGAAAAGGUGACAGCCAUGCGUAAGAUUGAUGGACCUGUACUACUUGAGAUCAAAUGCAACAAGGGUGGACAUUACAUUGUUGUUUUUCAGGCUUUAUAUACUGCUCGUAAACACAUGGAAACUACAAAAAGCCCUUACUGUUUAUUAGUCCGUCGUCAAAACUUUUUGCCUUACAAAUUAGAAUCAGAACCUGAAUUAUACCCACUAAAUCGAGAGGGUGUUGUUAAGGUAAUUGUGGAUAGUCUUCAUGACAGAGAUGUUGUCGUGGGAACCACUGGAAUGUUAUCAAGAGAGUUGUUUGAAUAUCGUGUUGCUAAGGGACAAGGACAUGAGAAGGACUUUCUUACGGUGGGAUCAAUGGGUCAUGCAUCGGCUAUUGCACUUGGAAUAGCAAAAUUUAGACCUAAAAGACAGGUAUUCUGUCUGGAUGGUGAUGGUUCUGCCUUGAUGCAUAUGGGAAAUAUGUCAACAAUAGGCCAGGAAGAAAGCAAGAACCUUAAGCACAUCAUCAUUAAUAAUGGUUGCCAUGACAGCGUUGGUGGUCAACCAAGUGUCGGCGGUUCUGAGAAUUUUAGCUUUCUUGGUAUCGCAAAAGCAUGCGGUUAUGCUGCUGUAAUGGAGGCCACUGAACCAGAAGACAUUGCAGAAAAGGUGACAGCCAUGCGUAAGAUUGAUGGACCUGUACUACUCGAGAUUAAAUGCAACAAGGGUGGACGUAAAGACCUUGGACGUCCAACUAGAUCUCCACAACAGAACAAGAAAGACUUUAUGCAUUUCUUAGCAAUUGAUCACUAAAUAAUAUAAUAUCAUAUGACACAAAUCUUUAAGAUUACCCCAAUACAACAAAAAAACGGAUUCAUGCACUUCUUGGUCAUAASCACUGAACAUCACCUCAUACAACAAUGACUAAGCUUCAUUCCUGGAUUUGAGUUUUAGUUUCUAAUAGAUCUGAAAACAAUUGGACAAAAUCAUGAUUUUCUKGAYWRCUAAGGUUUUAGUGAAGUUUAUCUUUUAGAUCUGUUGGUAGAGUUAUAUGUCUAUGAGAAAGUGUAAAUGCAGAAAAAAAGGGUUUUAAGCUGUCCACAGUUAGCCUAGAGCUGUCCGGUUACCAUCUUCCUUUUUGUCUGACCACAACUUGGUUUGUUCAUCUGUUUCGCUGUCUUACAUUAAUAGUUUUACUGAGGUUUUUAAUACGUUUGAAGGCUGCUAAGAAACAAAUAUUGUAGUAUGGUUCAUAGGUUCAUAUGGUUCAUAGUUCGGUUCAUAACUGGCAUCACAAAGCAGUACAAAAUACUUGUAUCUCUAUUUAAUAUCUGACCUUGUAGCUCUUCCUGGUGUCCUCAAGAGGAAUUGGUGACACUAGAAAGGACAGCAAGGAGUUUCCAAAAGGACUUGUCCAAAACAAUAUUCUUGGUGUGUAACCAUAUCACCAGGAAUCCACUGACAAAUAAAAAACAAAGCUAUCACCGCCAUGUUGSAUGAAUGAACAAAAGAAAGUAAUGAAGAAUGUGUUGUGAUCUUCAUCAAACAUGGCAGUGAUGACGCAACUAGUAAGCCAAGAAUAGACUAGCAAGAUUACAUUUUAUUCUCUUACUUGAGAUGACAUCAAUCUAUACUACAUCAUUGAAAGAUACACAGAGGAGUAUAUUAUUGUAAAUCUGUGCUAUAAAGGUUUAUUAAUAUAUUUAGGUUCUUGUGAACUGUAUUUUGGUAUAUUUUGGUAGGAAUAAAAAUGACUAUUCCAAUAUUGUGUCAAAUGAAGAUAUUGUGAGCAAUAUUUAUUAUUAAAUGCUAAUAGUAUCUGUAUAAUUAUAUCUACCAUGCUACUAAGUAUUAGCUUUGAUUUACCAUUUUAUUUUUUUAUUUUAGUAACAACACAUUCUGUACUUGGGAAAACGAAUUAAAGGAAACAAUACCUCAUU
This is a messenger RNA of Exaiptasia diaphana, 2387 nucleotides long. RefSeq names its product phosphonopyruvate decarboxylase. Gene Ontology annotation, molecular function: thiamine pyrophosphate binding; catalytic activity; magnesium ion binding. Lineage: Eukaryota; Metazoa; Cnidaria; Anthozoa; Actiniaria; Aiptasiidae. The record is from RefSeq and is a predicted model, not a curated record.